Messenger RNA from Cyphellophora attinorum, 3264 nucleotides. Its product is annotated as Protein argonaute 1D. Lineage: Eukaryota; Fungi; Ascomycota; Eurotiomycetes; Chaetothyriales; Cyphellophoraceae. The transcript has 3 exons. The record is from RefSeq and is a predicted model, not a curated record. Bases 1 to 3264 code for a protein of 1087 amino acids. Gene Ontology annotation, molecular function: protein binding; nucleic acid binding.
AUGAGUGGCAGGCCGCAAUGGAAGAAGCCACUCGUCGUGGAACAACCCCUUCCAGGAAAGCCACCCCCAUCCAUGCCACAUGAUAGUGCUUCAGCCUCGACUACACUGUCAACGGCUCCCGACACACAAGUUCGACACGAAGCAACUCUACUUACGAACCACUAUGAGAUCGUCAAGACAGCAACAGCAAAAUCUGGCCCCGCAACAACGAAUUCCCCUCCAGCAUCGAAAUCGCCCGUCAAGUCGACUGCUUCCAAAGUGUCGGUCUCCAGCCCUUCCAAAGCGACAGCUGCCAGGAAGACCCCUCCCAAAUCACCGGUCUCUAAGCAAUCAGGCUCAAGUCCGCCGAAGUCUCCUGGUUCGAAGCAAUCAGGUCCGUCCUCUCCGCAGGGCUUGCCUGCCACCACAGUUGCCAUUAACGACAUUCAAUUCUUUCGUUACAAUUUGACGUUCACACGCGAAUUGACCGAAGAUGAAAUAAAACGGCGAGCUGAGAAGAAAGCGAAAGAGGAAAAGAAAGCGAAGUUGGACAGGAAAGCGAAAGAGGAGAAGAAAGCGAAGGAGCCGGAGAAGCCAGCCGACGACCAGGAUCCGGACACUCUCGAGAACAAACUACAGCCUGCUGCGAAGGCCAAACGUCGUUUGAUCUACCUGCUGCUCAAGAAACUCGCUGAAGAGGACAAAAUUUCGGUCAAUGUCGCAAGCGACUACAACUCGUUCUUGGUGACUUGUUCACGUCUUCCACCUGGCGUCACUGGUAACAACCGUCAUCGCAUCGUACUCUACGGGGAUCACGAGCAGUAUGUGACUGCAUACCCUGUGUACCAUAUAACGAUCAAAGAAGGCCCUCGACUGCUGACACUCGAUGAGUUGGCCGCUUCGCAGAAAGGGACUCCUGGUGUGGCCUUCACAAGGGUAGACCAGAAAAACACUGUCGACGCGCUUAAUGCUCUUUUCACCCAUAUCGCCAAUCAGGCCACAUUCAAAGAUCGUUUGAACAGUCCUCGCGCCACAAUGACUCGCGUCGGCAGCAAGAAAUUCUUCGAACUCAAGAAAACUAAGGACUGCGGCCCUUGGGAUAUGAAGCAAGAGGCCGAAGGGCUGCAAGCUCGAACUGGCUUCUUCAUCAGUGUACGACUUCCAAAGGGACCACUAGCUCAGCCUUUGUUGAAUAUCAACACCACAACGUCAGCAAUCCGGCCUUCCGGCAAUCUGGAUACUCUACUACGGUCCCACGGAAAUGCCAAUAUUCUACAACUCGCCAGCGUGCUCGAAGGGGUCCAAGUGCACACUACGCAUAUUGCAGAUCCGGUUAUCCAGCGCAAUCAGCUUCGGCACAAAUUCAGCGAACUCGCUGGAGGGACUGUCGCAUUGUCCCAAGCUGCCAACGUCACCUUCAACAUCACGGAUAUCAACGGCACGAACACGACUACUACCGUUGUCCAGUACUUCCAGGCUAAUUAUCCUAAUGCAGGAGUGGUAGGAACGGACUUGGUGGUCGACGUCGGUUCCGGGCAACGCAGAACUUUCAUCCCAGCGAAGCUGCUUGUCGUCGAGCCUGAGCAAGUCUUCACACGUUCGACUAAGAUGGUCAACGAAGCUGCGCGAAGACCGGACGCGAAUCGCAACCUCAUCCAGGUGGACGGUAAGGACAUGUUUGGCGUCGGUCGCCAGGUUGGGCUUGGGCAUCUAUCUAAUCUCUUCGCUGGUCUGUCAAUCCGUCAGAAUAUGCUGCCUGUUCACGCCAAAGUGUUGGAGGCGCCCAAGGUGUCGUACCUAGGAGCCAUCACGAACCCUGCACUGCGCAAAGGCAAAUGGAACCUCCAGCAGCAGCGGUUCGCCAGAUCUGGAACGGCUAAAACAACGACUUGGAGCGUGCUCAGCUUGCAGACAACUGCUCUUACAGUCAGGGCUAGGUACAUCCAGGAUUUCCAAACAAAUCUCCAAACUGGAAUGCAAAGAUAUGGGCUUCAGGCCACAAAGUGGCCGCGUCAAAAUAACCUAGAUCCUCUGCAGACGUUCGCCUCUGCCGGUAGAACACCGGAGGAAUGGCUGGAACGGCUCACAGACAUUCAGAAGAAAGGUGUCGACGUGCUCUUCGUCCUGCUCCCGUCCAAGCACGCGUCCUUCUACACCAUCAUCAAACAGAUAGGAGAUCUCGAGUUGGGCCUCCAGACCAUUUGUCACGUUUGCGAUGAUCAGAAGCCUAAGAACCCGCCACGAAAUUUCCCAGCGCAGUGGUUUGGGCCCAAGACUGAUCCGAACACAAUCGCCAACCUGCUGCUGAAAUUCAACCUCAAGUCAAGCCAGCAUGGGGUCAACCAACAAUUCGCGGGCGAAAGAUCUUACUUGCUGGAAGGAGACACAAUGCUCAUGGGCAUGGACGUUACUCACGCUGGAGCCGGCGCUAUGAAAGGUGCUCCAAGCAUAGCAGCCGUCGUUGGCAGUAUCGAUGACCGCUUUGCACAGUUCCCUGCGGUGCUGGAGGAAAACCAGCGAAGAGUUCCUCUGCCGGGUGCAAAGUACGGCCUACCAAGCGAGGAGAUCCACCCGCUGGACAAGAUGGUGAAGAUCUCGAUCGAGAGAUGGAAGACGAAGAACGGCAGACUUCCUACUCGCAUCAUUGUUUUCAGGGAUGGUCUCUCCGAGGAACAGAUUGAGGACGUUUGUAAGCAAGCUGAGAACAAGCGCAUCAAUGAUGCGCUCACGGAACUCUACGGCAAGAAUCACCCCAAGGUCAUUACAAUCUGCACUGUCAAGCGUCAUCACACACGAUUCUUUGGCGACAAUCGUUCAGGCAAGAACGUUCAGGACGAGAUAUUCAGAAAUCCGGAUCAAGGGCCGAACGAGUCGGCAUACCUCGAUAAUCCUGUUCCGGGCACGCUCGUCGACAAUGGUGUUGUCCUAGACGAAGCAGGCCCUGAUAAUGAGCACGACUUCUUCCUGAUCAGCCACCACGUGUUCAGCAAGAAGGGCACCGCACGUCCAACCCACUAUGUUGUCACCCGCAACGAUGUCGAGGCCAAAAAGCUCGAUUUGGCGAUCAUGACCCACUCUCUCUGCUACCUCUUCGGUCGGUCCACCACCAGUGUCAGCGUCGCCACGCCGUCAUACUAUGCUGACCUGGCAUGUGAUCGUGCUCGCUUCUACGUACGAGAUGCGUAUGUAGGCCGCAGCCGGGAAGAGUAUGAUGAGGAACCGGAAACCCUCAAUGAUUACAUGGCGGUGCAUCCCAGGAUGAGCGAGUCGAUGUUCUACAUCUAG